Gekko japonicus is the source of this 2829-nucleotide messenger RNA. RefSeq names its product NEDD4 binding protein 3 (gene N4BP3). NCBI's taxonomy places the organism in Eukaryota, Metazoa, Chordata, Lepidosauria, Squamata, Gekkonidae. Bases 137 to 1906 code for a protein of 589 amino acids. The transcript is spliced from 5 exons. Gene Ontology annotation, cellular component: cytoplasmic vesicle. The record is from RefSeq and is a predicted model, not a curated record.
AUCUCAGCGAGGGAAGGAAAGCUUUACUCAGGGGCUGCAGGCGGAGUGAGAAGAGCCGAGUCUUAUCUGGUCCGUCUGGAGAUCGGAGCUCUAAGCAGCAAACAUGCACUGGAAUUCCACUUGUCUCUAAAUCUCCAUGGCAACAGCACAGGCCUCUCAUGUGACCUGUGUCCCUAUCAGUUCUCUCUCUGAACCUUAUUCUCUGGACUCUGAGCCUGACAACGACUACAACAUGGGCAGUGUGGGCAGCCUAGUGGAGAAGCAAGACUUCUCACCAGCUACACUAGGAAGUCUGCGAGGGAUGCGCCAGCCAGAUGGAUUGCUCCGGAAAGGAAUGUCACAGCGUGAAGUCUUUGGCUACUUACAUGGAGGAAAGAGAGACACUCGGGCUGAGAAGAAGCACCAGUCAUCUGGUGGAGGCUUUAAACGGGAUUACGAGAGUGACCGGGAGAAUCAGUCUCCUGAACGGUAUUUCCGGGACAACCAGCGUGGGGCAGAUUUUUCCAAGAGCUCUCUGCCUGAACGUGGACGCUUUGAUAAGUGUCGGAUCAGGCCCUCAGCCUUCAAGGUCAUGUCUGGGAAGAACUUGUUGUCCAUGCAGGGACUGUCAUCGUCCAAAGGGCAGAAGCUGUCAAAGAGCAACGGGAGUCUGCAUACACUGUUGACACAGAGCAGCACUGGCAACUCCUCGCAACGUGGCCCGCUGCGCAGCCAUUUGCUGCACACCAUCAGCCUGGACGAGGGCACCAAUUCCAUCCAAAGCUUUCCUACAUACAACCCUCGCUUCAAACCAGCCCCAAACCAGUUUAGUGCUUCGGUAGGCCACAUCAAUCACAUUGGUGGUUCCUUAGACAGGGCGUCACGUGGGCCGCGGGAUCCUUUGGCUGUAGAGAAAGCACCAUUGUCCUGCAAGAGCUUGAGCCGGCUGCAGAGUUCUGGGGAACCACCUCCUCCUUAUGAGCCCACGUACUCUCUGGAAGAUGUGGUAAAGCAGCUUGAGGACCGGCUGAGUGAGAAGGGCAUGGAACUCCGCCAGCUUACGAGGAACUUACAUGUGAACAAUGACCCCUUUGCACAGAUGUUUGAAGACAAACAGCGAUUGUGGAUGGAGGAGCUGGAGGAACUGAAGCAGAUGUACGUGGCCAAGUUGCAGCAAGUAACACAACAGGCCCAGCGCAGCCAGCGAGCCCUUCAGCUGCAGCUCUAUAAGGUGCAGCAGGAGAAGAAGCGGCUGCAAGAAGAGCUGGAGCUCCAACAGAGUCAGUGUGAAGAACUGAGGCAACGGCAGCAGCAGGCAGAGCGUCUCAGUCCCAAGCUGGAGGAGACCAAGUGGGAGGUUUGUCAGAAGACUGCGGAGAUUUCAUUGCUCAAACAGCAAAUCCGAGAUACCCAGGAGGAGAUGACCCAAAAGCUAGGUGAGAUCUUCAGCUUGAAGUCCCAGCUGCGGGAGGCCCGGACAGAGUUGCAAGUCAAGGACUCACAACUGGUGCAUUUGGGGGACUCUUUCCAAGCCUUGUCAGAGCACGGUUCCCCCCUUCCUCCAAGGGACUCCUCAGUGCAAGCAUGCCAGGACUUUUUGGGGUGUGAAACGGAUGACUCCAAAUGCAGGGGAAUGCAGGGGGAGAGUGCAGAAGGCCCAGAGUGGCUAUGGGCAGAGCUGCUGCGGGAGAGGCACCAGGCUCAGCUGCAAGCUGCAAACUUUGAGCAGGAGCGAAAAACCUGGCAACAGGAGAAGGAGAAAGUUCUGCGCUAUCAGCGGGAGAUUCAGGCCAGCUACAUGGAGAUGUAUCACCGGAACCAGGCCCUGGAAAGGCAGCUCAGUGAAUUCCGGCAGCUCCAAGCUGAAUCCAGAGGUAUCAACUCGGAGUCACCUUGGAUUGAGAGAGUUGAGUCCUCAAAGAUCUGAACAGACUAUAUGGGAGAGGCCCUGUGCUGGGACUGCACAAGUUUGGAUAGGCCACACUGCAUUGUGUGCCCAAAGGAUCCGGUACAGGAAGUUGUUAAACCAAGGGGCUUAUCAGCCAGGCGAAGAAAUUUGCUCUUGUAACCUACGGGGUCGCCAUAAGUCAGCUGCAACUUGACAGCACUUUACACACACAAAACACACAUAGGCACUGUAACCCUUUCUGUAACCAUUAGGGUUUUGCAGACUGUUGCCAUGCAUGGCAUAAAGUUCCAGCAUCACAUCUGGCACUUUUAGCCCUUCCACAUAGGCUGUUGCCUUCUGUCUUGGAGGGCAGGAUGCUUUCCUGCUAUGUCCUCUCUCUCUCGUGCUCACAUUGGCACUACCUUUCAGGAUGGAAUAUUUGUUACUGUGGAAUGCGCAUAGACUCUGGCCACCGUUGAUAACACCUGCUGGGGAAAACCAAUGAGGAAUGUGUAUAUGGGGCUGUACCACCCUGUCCUUUCAUAGCUUGACAGUUGGCCUGUUGUACAAAGGAGGAGAAAUUGACAGCAAACCCACCUCGGCAUGAGUCCUGCCUGCCCUAAACAAUUUUGUUCUCUCUCCACCUGGCUUGUCUUCAUACUAUGCCUGAUUUUAAAGCUCCAAAUGUGACCUGAUUGUGUGUGCCUUGUAUUGGAAAUGACUUGUAUUGUAUGACACACAAACUCCACAAAGGCCAGACUCUUGGGCUCAGCCACCCCAAAGGCCAAUGCCAUGUCUGCUUGGUCUAGUGUUUCUCGAUUGGCAAUGAGUGAGUACAGGGGCUGUGGGCACCUUCUGUUUGGUUGCUGCUUGGUGCCCCAGUUCUAGAUUUGAAGGUCCUAGCCAGAGUUAUGAGCCAUAAAGUAGAAGCUCUUCCUGGCAACUCCUGGAAUAAAAUUAUG